AUGCGGCGCCGGCAAAAGGCGCCCCGAGAAGAGAAGCCCACUGCGCCGCCCAAGCCCGCCAACACCUACAUUGGAGAAGACAACUAUGAUUAUCCCCAGAUCAAGGUGGAUGACCUCUCCUCCUCCCCCACCUCCUCUCCUGAGCGGAGCACUUCUGCUCUGAAGAUGCAGCCAGGCCGGGCAUCACCGACUUCAGACAUUGAGUCAGUUGAGCGCAAGAUUUAUAAAGCUUACAAGUGGCUCCGCUACUCCUAUAUCUCCUACUCAAAUAAGGACGGAGAGAGCACCCUGGUGUCUGGGGAAGCAGAAGAAGGGAGAGCGGGAACCAGUCAUAAGGACAGCCCGGGCCCUUCCUCCAGUAAGGAAACCUGUCUAAACCUACCCUCUGAAGGCCACAGCGAGGAAGCUUUAAAAGAAGGGACUUCUGCUAAAAAUCCCAGCAUUGCCCCAGGCCAUGAGCACAGUGGCCACUCUUGGGCAGAGGCACCAGAGGACACCUCUCAGGACACUAACAAUGGUGGCUCCAUAGAACACUCUUUUGAAACUAAGAAGCUCAAUGGAAAGGCUCUGAGCAAGGCCCUGAGCAGCCGGGCCAAGGAGCCAUCCUCUCCUCCUGUCCCCAAGGCAUCUGGCUCUUCUCUCAACAGUGAGUCUGGCAACUGUCCCAGGACCCAAUCUGACGACAGUGAAGAGAGAAGCCUCGAAACCAUCUGUGCCAAUCACAAUAAUGGACACUUACACCCUCGCCCCCCUCACCCUCACAACAAUGGACAGAACUUUGGGGAGCUGGAAGCAGUGGCCUGCUCUUCUCCAGGACAUUCAGACACUGAGCACAAUUUGUCCCUGACAGGAGGUCUCCUACACAAUGGUUGUUGUGGGUCUGAAAUGGCCUGUGAGACCCCCAUUGCUGGAAUGAGAGAGGACCCUCCUGACCCCCCAGGCAUAGACAGCAGCAGGGCUGUUCAUGGCCAUGGUGGCCUCAAAAGGCACUGA
Pipistrellus nathusii (Nathusius's pipistrelle) is the source of this 993-nucleotide messenger RNA. The record is from the annotation of a GenBank genome assembly. NCBI's taxonomy places the organism in Eukaryota, Metazoa, Chordata, Mammalia, Chiroptera, Vespertilionidae.